AUGGAAUUUGCCCCAGAACCAUUUUUGCCAAAUCCUAAAGACUUUUUUGCACCAGAAAUCGAGCACAACAUUGCAAAGACUAACAAGACAAAAGUUUGUUCUGGAUAUGAUUACGCAGGACAGCACAGAACAAUUAACGGAGAAGUUGCUUGUCAAAACCAAGAAAAAGACAGGAUAAAAGGAAGGCUUACUGGUUUUGAUACUAAAAACAAUAUAGCAUGGCAUGAAAUCACUUCAAGAUUCGGAGAAAAUGUUAAACAACAAGAAUUACUCAGUAUAGCCAACGUUCUCUCGCUAAAUGCUAACAUAAAGCUUGACCGAGAUGCUAAGCGUAGGAAAUCUGUUCUCAUUAAAUGGUUUAAUGAAAAUUGGACAGUAUUAGCUCCAUUCUUGCAGUUUGUCGUACUAGAUGAAGCUUUCGAUCAUUGA
Messenger RNA from Trichomonas vaginalis G3, 429 nucleotides. RefSeq lists its product as uncharacterized. Bases 1 to 429 code for a protein of 142 amino acids. Lineage: Eukaryota; Parabasalia; Trichomonadida; Trichomonadidae. The record is from RefSeq and is a predicted model, not a curated record. The transcript has a single exon.